AUGGCCACGGCGGCGUCCAACCCCUACCUGCCGGGCGGCGGCCUCCUGUCGUCCGGCGCCAUCGUCCACUCGGACUCGGGCAUGCAGCCGGGCAGCGUGGCCGUCACCUCGGGCGGCGGGGGCGGCGGCGGCGGCUACCGGGGCGACCCGUCGGCGGUGAAGAUGGUCCAGAGCGACUUCAUGCAGGGCGCCAUGGCGGCCAGCAACGGCGGCCAUAUGCUGAGCCAUGCCCACCAGUGGGUGACGGCCCUGCCCCACGUCGCCGCCGCCGCCGCCGCCGCCGCCGCCGCCGAGGCCAACUCGCCCUGGUCCAGCAGCCCGGUGGGCAUGAGCGGCAGCCCCCAGCAGCAGCAGCAGCAGCAGCAGCCGUCGGACGGCAAGGGCGGGCGCGACGAGCUGCUGCACCACCGGCCCCCGCCGCCCCACCUGGGCCCGCCGCACCAGGGCCACUGGGGGGCCGCGGCGGCCGCCCACCUGCCGGCCAUGGCGGCCCAGCAGCAGCAGCAGCAGCAGCAGCAGCAGCAGCAGCCGCUCCUGUACGCGCAGCCCGGCGGCUUCACGGUCAACGGCAUGCUGAGCCCGCCGCCCGGCGGCCAGAGCCUGGUGCACCCGGGCUUGGUGCGCGGCGACACGCCGGAGCUGGGCGACCACCCGGGCCACCACCACCACCACCACCACCACCCGCACGCCCACCCGCACCACGGGGGCGGCGGCGGGGGCGGGGGGCUCAACAGCCACGAGCCCCACUCGGACGAGGACACGCCGACCUCGGACGACCUGGAGCAGUUCGCCAAGCAGUUCAAGCAGCGGCGCAUCAAGCUGGGCUUCACGCAGGCCGACGUGGGCCUGGCGCUGGGCACCCUGUACGGCAACGUCUUCUCGCAGACCACCAUCUGCCGCUUCGAGGCCCUGCAGCUCAGCUUCAAGAACAUGUGCAAGCUCAAGCCGCUGCUGAACAAGUGGCUCGAGGAGGCCGACUCCUCCACCGGCAGCCCCACCAGCAUCGACAAGAUCGCCGCCCAGGGCCGCAAGCGCAAGAAGCGCACCUCCAUCGAGGUGAGUGUCAAGGGGGCCUUGGAGAGCCACUUCCUCAAGUGCCCCAAGCCCUCGGCCCAGGAGAUUACGAACCUAGCGGACAGCCUGCAGCUGGAGAAGGAGGUGGUCAGGGUUUGGUUUUGCAAUCGGAGGCAGAAAGAGAAACGGAUGACCCCCCCGGGGAUCCAGCAGCAGACGCCCGACGACGUCUACUCCCAGGUCGGCAACGUGAACUCCGACACGCCGCCCCCGCACCACGGACUCCAGGCGAGCGUGCAGUGAACAGG
This is a messenger RNA of Euleptes europaea (tarantolino), 1322 nucleotides long. RefSeq names its product POU class 3 homeobox 3 (gene POU3F3). Gene Ontology annotation, molecular function: DNA-binding transcription factor activity, RNA polymerase II-specific; RNA polymerase II cis-regulatory region sequence-specific DNA binding. The record is from RefSeq and is a predicted model, not a curated record. Gene Ontology annotation, biological process: regulation of transcription by RNA polymerase II; brain development. Bases 1 to 1317 code for a protein of 438 amino acids. Gene Ontology annotation, cellular component: nucleus. The transcript has a single exon. Lineage: Eukaryota; Metazoa; Chordata; Lepidosauria; Squamata; Sphaerodactylidae.